Messenger RNA from Acanthosepion pharaonis, 867 nucleotides. The record is from the annotation of a GenBank genome assembly. Lineage: Eukaryota; Metazoa; Mollusca; Cephalopoda; Sepiida; Sepiidae.
AUGGACGAUUUGAAAAAGGACGGGUGUGACACCGUUGUGUAUUUGAGAGUCAAGGACACGGAAACAGUUUGUGGACGUUUCUUAAAGGAACUAUCUCUUUCUGUUCGUCAUCUAUCUAUCUAUCUAUCUAUCUAUCUAUCUAUCUAUCUAUCUAUCUAUCUAUCUAUGUUCGUAUCUAUCAAUCACAAUCUGUCUGCAUGUAUGUCUCUUCUUUCUUUCUUUCUUUCUUUCUUUCUUUCCUUCUUCCUUUCUUUCUUUCUUUCUUUCUGUCUAUCUAUCUAUCACAAUGUGUUUGAAUCUGUCUGUUCAUAUCUAUCUAUCUAUCUAUCUAUCUAUCUAUCUAUCUAUCUAUUAUGGGACCUUAACCAAAAUAACAUAAUGGACUAUUCCAUAGUUCUUCUUUAUUGGUUCUACCUUGGACUAUCACCGUGGUACAAGGAACCGGACCAUAACACUAUCUAUCUAUCUAUCUAUCUAUCUAUCUAUCUAUCUAUCUAUCUAUCUAUCUAUCUAUCUAUCUAUCUAUCACAAUCUUUCCGCAUGUAUGUCUGUUCUUUUCUAUCUAUCUAUCUAUCUAUCUAUCUAUCUAUCUAUCUAUCUAUCUAUCUAUCUAUCUAUCUCUGUCCGUAUCUAUCAAUCACAAUCUUUCCGCAUGUAUUUCUGUUCUUUUCUUUCUAUCUAUCUAUCUAUCUAUCUGCUUUAUAUCUAUCUAUCUAUCUAUCUAUCUAUCUAUCUAUCUAUCUAUCUAUCUAUCUAUCUAUCUACUAUGCUAUCUAUCUAUCUAUCUCUCUAUAUAAUAAUCUAUCAAGCUCAGUCAAGUCAUAUCUAUCAAAUGUUACUCGAAAACCUCGCCCAACGGAACUCUAA